This is a messenger RNA of Calypte anna (Anna's hummingbird), 2879 nucleotides long. RefSeq names its product LSM family member 14B (gene LSM14B). The record is from RefSeq and is a predicted model, not a curated record. The transcript is spliced from 10 exons. Gene Ontology annotation, molecular function: mRNA binding. Bases 246 to 1523 code for a protein of 425 amino acids. NCBI's taxonomy places the organism in Eukaryota, Metazoa, Chordata, Aves, Apodiformes, Trochilidae.
CGUCUGGUCAAUCGCAGGCGGUGGCGGCGCAUGCGCAGUGUUCCCGCAGCACACCCCCGCCCGCCACCCCCCCCCCCCCCCCAAGCCCGUCUCCCUCCGCCCUAUAUAAGGCGGGCGCGGCGGGGCUCCCGGCUCCGCAGUGUGCGUGGGCGGGCGCGGAGGCUCCGCGGAGACCCGCGCGGCCUCCUCCUUCCGUCCCUCCCUUCCCUUCAGCCCGGCCCAGCGCCCCCGCUGCUGCUGCCGCCAUGAGUUCGGGGACCCCCUACAUCGGCAGCAAGAUCAGCCUGAUCUCCAAGGCGCAGAUCCGCUAUGAGGGCAUCCUCUACACCAUCGACACCGAGAACUCCACCGUGGCGCUGGCCAAGGUGAGAUCCUUUGGUACUGAAGACCGACCCACAGACAGACCUGCUCCUCCCAGAGAAGAGAUCUAUGAAUACAUUAUUUUUCGAGGAAGUGACAUCAAAGACAUCACUGUCUGUGAACCUCCAAAAGCCCAACAUACUCUACCACAAGAUCCUGCCAUUGUUCAAUCUUCACUGGGCUCUGCCUCUACAUCAUCCUUUCAGCCACAUGUGCCUUACAGCCCGUUUAGAGGUAUGCCACCUUACAGCCAGCUUGCUGCCAGCUCUUUACUUAGCCAGCAGUAUGCAGCUUCCUUAGGUUUAGAGAAAUUGGUAAGCCCUCCAGCAUCAGCAGCUGCUUCCAGCCCUAGUUCUUCUCCGUCUCCACAACCUGUUUCAGAGCCUGACAUGUCUUCAGAGCCCCAUCAGCUCUCUUCCAAGGGUGCUGGCUUUCCUCCUGUUCACCCAGUCCGGAAAAGCCCCAUGGUAGAGCAGGCUGUUCAGACUGGCCCAGUUGACAACAUGAACUCUCAAAAGCCACCCCCAGUGAAAGUCACUCCCGGGGUUCCACGCAACGGGCGGCAGGUGCCCCAGAGCAGCAGCAAGACAGGGGUAGAUCCAGUCCAGACAGCACCUGUGCCAGCCCAGGGACAGGUGAAUGAUGAGAACAGAAGACCUCAGAGGAGAAGAUCUGGGAACAGGAGAACCAGAAACCGUUCGAGAGGACAAAACAGACCAACUACUGUAAAGGAGAAUACCAUAAAGUUUGAAGGUGACUUUGACUUUGAAAGUGCAAAUGCACAAUUCAACAGAGAGGAACUUGAUAAAGAAUUCAAGAAGAAACUAAACUUUAAAGAUGACAAAGCAGAGACGGGGGAAGAAAAAGGGGACCCUGGAGUGGCACCUCAAAACAAUGACAGUAAUGCAGAGGAGGACCUUCUGGGACCCAACUGCUAUUAUGAUAAAUCCAAGUCUUUCUUUGACAACAUUUCUUCAGAACUGAAAUCCAGUUCCAGGCGUACCACAUGGGCUGAAGAGAGGAAGCUCAACACAGAGACAUUUGGGGUAUCCGGGCGCUUCCUCCGCGGCCGCAGCUUUCGUGGUGGAUUCCGAGGUGGAAGGGGUAAUGGAGCAGCAAGGAGAAACCAAACCACUCACAGAGCUGGUACUGGCAGAGUGUAACUUCAAAGGUUCUAACAUCUCCCCUGAGAGGAUGAAACUGUAUAUAGAAAGAAAACAACCAACUGCUGCACUAAUGUGGGAAAAUGGUUCAUAUUGUUUACUGUCUCAGCUCAAGUGACAGAACUUCAUGUACUACUGCUUAUAUUCUGGACUUAUUUUGGACCAGCAGCUGUCAGCUGGAAUAUUCUUUGGAAGAGGGAAUGUGUUCAGGGGUACCUUCUUCAGGGUGUCUUUUUUUGUUUGUGUGUUUUGUUUUCUUUUUUAAGUGCAGACUAACUUACAUGGUUCUUCUUUCUGGGUUUCUCAAAGGCUGCUAUAGUCUAAGCUUGAAGUCAGACUCCUUUUCUGAACCCUGAAGAAGAUAAAUCACGCUGUUUUAACAUGGAACCAAAGCUCACUUGAAAUAAACCAGCUAUAAUUUGUUUGUUCUGAGUAACCAAAUGGAUUCUUUGGUGCUGCUGGUUUCACUGUUCUCAGCAGCAGGUGUGAAGUUGCACUUGGUAUCUGGAAGAAUGGAUUCCUGGUGCUGAGGAGCUAUGUAUAUUGUCACUUGGGAAUACUGGAUUGUUGAUCAUGUAGUAGUGUAAAUGACUGUACAACUGUUUGUUGGCUGGUACUGAUGGGGAGGUACUACAGGUUUACACAGAACUGUGACUCUCCCUGGAGCUGAAGGGUUCUGGGUGUUCCUCAGAGGCUUUGGAGCUCCUUACUGGGUCAGGGCAGUGUGGGGGGCAGCGUGCUGUGCCCUCAGCAGGACAGGAGCAGCAGCAAGUGGCUGCUCCCGUGUUCAGAAUAAAGAGAUUUUGGCAGUAAGUGACUGUCUGAGAAAGAGCUGAAGCUCUGACUUUAUUGCCUGAAUUUGUACCUUGCUCACAAUUAGUACCAAACACAAACAGUUCUCUGUACACAAGUAGAUGUGGUGGAACACUAUGGAAUGUUUUCAUUAAACUAGGGAUGGGAGUCCAUGUAAUGAAGUUUAACAGAUGGGCAUGUUUAAUUUGUUUCCUCUAUACCCCCCCCAUACUGUAAAUAGUUUAGUUGUUUUUCUUUUUGUUUUUAAAACUCUGUAUGUGGGGAGAGGGGCUGGGGGGGUUACAUUUCUUUGCAUGAAUAAGUGGGUUAAAUUGCUAUAGGCAUGUGUCCCUUUUUUGGUUGGUAGGGAAUUCUGUUGAAAAAGCACCUUGAUGACUGAACCCCUUACAUUGCUAGAAUUUUUUAGUUAUGCAUUGACCUAGGUUACUGUAAAAGCUUGGAUUUAUUUUUGUAGGACUUUAUUGCUAAGAAUUAGAACAUAGCAGUGGGGCUGCUCUUUGGAGUAAUGUAAAUUGUAAUUAUAAUAAACAUGUAAAUGUUUAA